Molecule: messenger RNA, 9708 nt
Organism: Columba livia (rock pigeon)
Lineage: Eukaryota; Metazoa; Chordata; Aves; Columbiformes; Columbidae
Gene: CAPN6
Product: calpain 6
Exons: 16
Coding region: 531-2465 (644 amino acids)
Biological process (GO): proteolysis
Cellular component (GO): cytoplasm
Molecular function (GO): calcium-dependent cysteine-type endopeptidase activity
Source: RefSeq, a predicted model, not a curated record
CAAUAACUUCUCUCUCUGACUUUUUUCACCCUGCAUGUCGCUUAGUUACCCAGAGUAAUAAAAAUGGUUUAGGAAGAGAUGACUUCUUCUGUUAGUUUUCAUGUACUUACUUUGCGUAUUUAAUAAUAGCGAGGGUGUAAGUUUCCCUCACACGCCAGACUGGACAGUUGGUCGGUCUUGUUUGUUGUGAAUCUUCAGUGUAGCAGCUGGGGAAGAGAAAGGCUAAGACAGGAAAAUGUGAGUGAAGAGAAAUACUGCUAGAAAUAAUACUUGAAGCUCACCUUAAUGCUCUUGUGAAGAACUGGAUUUCAAGUGAAGGUCCCUUUAAUUUAAGGCUGCAAAUAACACCAGGAGCUGGUAUUUGCCACUGUGCUGAAUGUGAUUUAGCCGUACUCUUGCUGGUUACGACAGGGGGAAGCGUCUGUGAGUAUUAACUAUAACUCAAGGAACGGGAGACACAUCUCUAAUCUGUGGCAGGAAGGAGGAGGAGAGUAGUUGAUGCACUGGAACGUUCCAAACAGAACAGAAAGAUGUCUCCAUCAGUGCAGCUCUUCAGAGACCAGAAGUACCACGAGCUGAAAGCGCAGUGUGUGCAGCAGAGGCGGCUCUUCGAAGACCCCGAGUUUCCAGCCUCGGACGAGUCCCUUUUCUAUCAGUCAGCGCCACCAAGGAAAGUUGAAUGGAAGCGUCCAAAGGACCUCUGUGAAGACCCCCACCUGUUUGUGAACGGAAUCAGCUCCCAUGACUUACACCAAGGCACUCUGGGGAACUGCUGGUUUGUGGCUGCGUGUUCCUGCUUGGCUCUGAGGAAGACCCUCUGGCAGCAGGUGAUUCCAGACUUUAAUGAACAAGAAUGGGACCCUAAAAACCCAGAGAAAUAUGCAGGGAUUUUCCGUUUCCGUUUCUGGUGCCUUGGAGAAUGGACAGAGGUGGUUGUUGAUGACCUGCUGCCAACAAUGGACGGGAUGUUGAUCUACUGCCAUUCCAAUGUGAAAAAUGAAUUCUGGAGCGCAUUAUUGGAGAAGGCUUAUGCAAAGCUGGCUGGAUCUUACGAAGCCCUGGAUGGAGGCAGCGCUGCGGAUGCAAUCGUGGAUUUCACAGGAGCAGUGGCGGAAUCUAUUGAUUUGGUACAGGGCAAAUAUGGUGAGACCAUUUCUGAGCAGAUGAAGCUGUUUGAAGACUUGCUGAAAGUGCAUAAAAGAGGCGGGUUGAUCAGCUGUUUCAUUACGACAUCCUCUGGCAGUACCAGCGAAGCGGAGACAAAGAUGGGUCUUGUCAUCGGUCAUGCCUACUCAGUGACUGCGAUUCGGAAGCUGCGCCUUGGAGAAAGCCUCAUAUUCUCUUUCAAUGCAGAAAAGCUGUUCAUGAUCAGACUGAGGAAUCCCUGGGGGAAAAAAGAGUGGAACGGCGCCUGGAGUGACAAUUCCGAGGAGUGGAAGAAAGUCAGCGAUUCAGAACGGAAGAGUCUGGGACUCACUCUUGAGAAUGACGGAGAGUUCUGGAUGACGUUUGAGGACUGGUGUAAGAAUUUCACUGAUGUGGACAUCUGCCGGAUUGUGAAUACCUCCUACUUCAGUAUCCACAAGACCUGGGAGAAGAAAAUGAUGCAUGGGGCUUGGGCAAAGAAUUCAGAGCCUCUGCUAAAUCGCUCUGGUGGAUGCUUUGAUAACAAAGAGACCUUCCUUCAGAAUCCCCAGUUUGUCUUUGACGUUAAGAAGACUGAGGACAAAGUGUUGGUCUCAUUACAACAGGAGGAUCGCCGCAAAUACAAGAAAGAGGGGAAAGGGGACAGCAUCCCAAUUGGCUUUGAAAUAUUCAAGGUGGAGGAUAACAGAAACUAUCGACUACACAAGCUGACUGUGCAGGAGAGAGCGGCCACGUCUCCGUACAUCAACACGCGCACCGUGUUCUUGAAGAGGAUCCUUAAGCAAGGCCGCUACAUCCUCAUCCCAACUACAUAUCAUCCUGGCAUCACUACAAAGUUCAUCCUGAGACUCUUCACAGAUGUGCCAUCAAAACUCAGGGAGCUGAAGGCAGAUAAGCCUAAAAUGACCUGUUGGAGUCUUCUUUGCGGCUAUCCACGCAGAGUCACCCAAAUCAAAAUUCAUUCUGCAGAGGGUUUGCAGAAGCAAGACAGAUCGGGUGGAGCAGAUCCCUACGUGCUGAUCAAGUGUGAGAACCAAAGCGUGUGCUCCUCUGUGCAACACAAUACGACCAGCGCCGUCUUCAACACACAAGUGAUUUUCUACAAAAAGAACAUCGACAGUCCUAUCAUUGUCCAGGUCUGGAACAGCAACAUCUUGUGUGACCAGUUCCUCGGACAGGCGGUGCUGGCAGCUUCACCCAGUGACCCCGGAGAACAGCGGACUCUGCAGCUCCGAGGGAGAGGCGGCCAGGAAGCCAUCGAGGUGCCAGGUCACAUCACCGUCAAGGUUUUUUCCAGCGAUGACCUCGUGGAGCUAUGAAUACCAAAGCCCCGCAGAGCCAGACAGAGCUGUCACCUCGCAGCAGGGGGGCUUGUCUGUGCUUUCUGUGUGAAUGGCUCGGGAGCAGAGGGUGCACAUAAUCAUAAUCGCUUUAAAAAGAAAAAGCCCUCUAACUCUCCACAUUAUCAGGGAUAACGGGGGAAGAGGCUUUUAAAGGGGGGAAAAAUACAUAUUUAUACAUCUAUAUGUUUAUGAUACCACAAAUACAGUAGAAGAGGGGCCAAACUAAACGUUAGCAGAUAAGCUCGUUAAGAUGUGACCAUUUUACCCAGCAGCAUCUUUCAGGAGCUCUCGGCACAUAAGCUGGAAGCACACGUGACUGUUCUCACAGGUUCUCAGCACAGAGGGGCCGGACGGAUGCGGGCAGGAAUGGCGCAUCGCCAUGGUCACGUACCCGCAGGUUGGUGGGGUGGCAAGCGCAGGGUGGAUUUGCACAGCUUGGUCCUUGUUCGCUGCCAGAGCAUUUUUAAGCAUUGAUUGGAUUUUUUUUUCCUAUAUAGGCAUUUAAAAUUUUUGAUGAAUUUCAUUGUUAUUGCUAUAGGUCAGAUGUUUCUGUUGCUUGGUGAAAAUGUCACUGCUUAAGGAGUUCAGCCAUAGGUUAGCAUUAAGACCAGGCGUGCCUGGGCAACAUGAAAAUAGGACAGGUCUUGCAGUGCCUGUCUGAAACCAGAGCAGAUAGGAGCUUUGCCCGCAUGAAGGCUCUCAGAUUGACUUUCUUAUUCUCCACCUCAGGCUGAUGACUCACAAAUUGAAAUCUCUGGCCACUGGGAUGCCACCUCACAAUUGAGCUGUGGCUUUGCCCAGAGGGCAAAUUCAGUAAUGGGAGCCUGCUAAGGAGGUUUUGUUUAAUCCACAUGAUGCUAUAAAUGGAAUAACACUCCCUUUGCUUUACUAGAUGUGAUGGGUAGCACCAAACUGAAAGAGGACAAAACUAGCUUAUGAUAAAGAUGGGCAUGUAAAACAAAGAUGCUGUGCCCUGGCAGGUAUCACGUUUCACUCUCAGGAUUCUGCACUGGUUUUUUGCUGUGCCAGAGCUAAUGUCUUUAAUGAAAUUUAACUUGGGUAUAAUGGAGGACAGGUAUGGUUUCACAUUUCCUUCCGAGCAGGGUUCAGGAACAAACUUUCCUUUCACUUUUGCUGCAGCCCGACAGCAGGUUUCCACAUGGCAGCCGUUUCUGUGUUGUCCAGCUGUGCAGUGAUUCCGGCAGUGUAAGAGGCUCACUGUGUUAGGCCUCCCAGAAAUUGAUUUUAUACGGUUGCAAAUUCUGGUCUUGAAAGUGAAGCUCGGGAAAGCCUUUUCUGCAGCCAGGAAAUUUGGAUUUCUGUGUACCCGGUAACCACUUCACCCAUUUGGUGCCAUUUUGAUGAUUUAUAAAAUGGCUCUCAGUAGAACUAAUGUUUCACGAAAGGUUUUGAAGUCUCCUCAGGCCUCCAAAAGGAUCAUUGCUGUGGUAGGAAAAUGCUUUUUCUGUCAUGUUGGAGGUGGAAUGUAAAGCUACGAAUGACAGUAUACUGCAUCAGCUUAGUUGCGUGUAGCGAGUACCUAAAUCCAGCUCUCUUUUUAAAUAGCUUGAGCUUAAGCCAUUUUACAUGCAGAGCAUUUGUCAGAUGUGAACAACAUGUGGUUGACAGCCCUGCAGGCAAGUCUAAUUCUUCUCUGUAAGCUCACAGCUUCAGAGUUGCUUUCUCUCAAAUAUGUUUGUAAACUGCAACUUUUUCUUUUAAAAAGCAUGAACUUUGUAAUACGGAGCAGAGCUUGAAGAAGCCACCCAGGGAACUGCGCCUGCACUCAGACACAGGGACUUAAGGUCAAGUGUUGCCAGAGCUGGGCAGUACUUUUUAACAAUUAAUGAUAAAUUGAGGGAAAAUGAAGGGUUUUUGGUGUGUGAGAUGCAUUAUGUACGCACUCGGGCAACCUUCGGCAGAGAAUUCUGGCCCACAAAAAUUAAAACAGAGGGAAAGAGUUGGAAAAAUGUUUCAUUUCAGCCUUCCUUUACUUUUCAAUAUGAAUUCACCUAAAUAAAAGAUUAACAAAAAAUGAACGCGUUCAGUAAUUUCUGAAAUGAAACAGUUGGUUUCAGAUAAUAGAAUCACAGAAUCAUUUAGGCCGGAAAAGACCUUUGAGAUCAUCAAGUCCAACUGUGCAGGUAUGGCGACUCAACCGCUUCCCUUGUGCUUGAUAACUCUUUUGGUCCAGAUUUUGUUCAUAAUACCCAAUCUAAACCUCCUGAUACACAACUUGAGGCCAUUUCCUCUAAUCCUAUCACUCUGGGAUGAUCCCAAAUGUCAUUUUUCCUCUUGCUCUCAAAGAAAAAUGCAUCUCAGUUGUUCACUGAACAGUUCUCCUGCCUGCAUGCCUUUUAUUUCACAACUUCUCUCUACUUUCCCCCCGGUGAGUUCCCAGUUCAUCGUGCUAUUUAUAUUAUUUACUUACAGUGCUAUUUAUUUCAGUUUUUGUCCUCUGCUGUGUUCCUGUCCCUGUCCUUCCUCCACCAGGAUGAGCUCUGUGUAGCCCUGACUCUCCUCCCUGUUGGGCUGAGGCUUAUUUGUCUCCUCUGGCACACCAGACCAGUCCCGUCUGUGGGGAAUGCAAUACUAGAUUGGCUGUGCUGGGGUUAGAAGAGCUCCACUCCACCCAUGGUUUUUGCCGUUUGUCUCAACUAAAUCCUCACUGUUUCAAAUUCUCACUCUAGGAUGGCUGCAGCAUCUACGGGUUGAGGUGCAGAGGAUGAUCCCGGGUGUUAGCGGUGAGCAGCCAGAGCUGUAGCUUCCAGCCAGCGUUUGUGGGUGUUGUGUAACCCGCUCCUGCCACUGCCGGGGAAAACAACCGCUGUUGGUGCUGCCAGAACAGUACAGAGUAGCUGUAAACUACAAGCAUCUAAAGUGAAGCUUCUAGACUGAUGCACCGAUACUUUCCUGGAUCCUCCUUUAAGCCCUUCUUGUAGAUGGGGGUGACGUGACCCUCCUGCCGGCCUUGUGGGACAUCCCUCGAUCUCCCCUUCUCAAGGAUUAUGGAGGGUGGCUUUGCAACAACGCCAGCAGCCUCACAGCCUCAGGUAGCUGCUUCUGGACAAAAGCACCAUCCGUGUAACUCCCCGGAUUCAGCAGGAGGGGGUGUUGGUUCUUUGUAAAUACGGCGCAAUGGAGGCGACGCACUGAGGACGCACACAAGGAGCUGCGGCAGCAGAACCUCAGUGGGCUCACGGCAGCUAAGUUCUGUUUCACGACCCCAUGCGCUAGUGCCAGGGGACAAAGACGAGCGCACACAGCCACACACGUGGGGUGUUGGAUACUGCAGCCCAUCGAGGCGGGUGUAUCUUCAGCCAGCCCUGACGCUGUUUUGUCAAACAGCAUCAGCAAAUCCUGUAGGAAAAGCUGCAGUCACACGAUCCGUUGGUAUUUAUAACUUUUAUUUGCAAUACUUUAGGUCCAAGUUUCAAACUGCAAUAUUUUUACACUCAAGACACAGUCAUGCACAAUCCAUAUUUCAGUUUUCUAUUGCUUCAACCACAAUUUAAAAUAACUUAAUAUUGGAAACAAAACCCAGAAUCUUAAAAAAAAAGGAUGCUGAGGUCAGUAAGAUGGAUCCAUGCCAUCAGCACAUUUACAAAGUAAAUAACUUAGUUCUUUUUUUAAAAAGAUCAGUUACCUCUUAAUCCAAAGUUACAGAAGAUUUUUCACUACACAUUUGUUUUUCGGUUUUAUAUUUUUCUUUUUUUUCCGUUUUUUCUUUUUCUUUUUUUUUUUUUUAAACAGAUAACACGUCCUAAAAAAGGAAUGUACAGCAAAAUGAGAUACAUUUCUGAUAAACGGUGAAAACGAGGCUCCUCCUCUUUACUUUUGUCUGGAUACCCUGAAGACAAAAAAAAUAAAAACCCCUAUCGGACACCAGUGUAGGUGUAAGGUGGCUGCUUCAGACUAAACUGGCAUUUAGCAUUGGCUACAUCCUGAUCCAGUCAAGAGUUGCAGGAUUCUUUUGCGAAUCGUUGUGAAAUGUUUGUCUGUACACACAGCACCGAGUGGCCCCGGUGCGGCCGCAGGCUCUGCCCCGCAGGACGGGUUCUAUCGGGGGCUCUGCUGCUCCGUCCCCCCCGAGCAGCAACCCCAGCACCUGCAGCCACUGGCAGCUUCGGAGAAUCACCCCUGAAGAGCUGAGGGGCUUUCUUUUUGCCUGUUGCUGUGCUACAGCCUGGUUUAGCAGCAUUGCUUAACACUAAUAAUAUAAACAGAGUGACAAAAAGCACUUGCCUUUGUGCACCUUAAGCGCUAAUGUCAGGAAUCUCAGCAGACGUGGAUGUAGGACAAGGGGUAAUGGGUUCAAACUGGAACAACAAGAGGUUCCACUUAAAUAUGAGAAGAAAAGUCUUCCCGGAGGUUGUGGAGUCUCCUUCUCUGCAGACAUUCCAACCCGCCUGGACACCUUCCUGUGUAACCUCAUCUGGGUGUUCCUGCUCCAUGGGGGGAUUGCACUGGAUGAGCUUUCCAGGGCCCUUCCAACCCCUGACAUUCUGUGGUUCUGUUGCAGGGUUGCCCCGCUUUGGCCCUGGAGAGCUUUGCAUGAUGAAGACCAAGAGGCAGCUCCUUCCACCCACUCAACCAAGGGACCCCUCGACUUCUGAAGUGAGUGGCUCUGCUGUCCCUGCAGCCACCACGGGCUCAGUGGCUUCAGUGGGAGCAGUUGUGCUGCCUGGACCACGACCCCACAGCCAUGGCUGGGCUGGACGAACACCACACCCCCAUCAGCAGCCAAGGGACCCAACUUUAAAAUCAACACUGGCCAUGUUCUGUGGUGUUUGCAACAGUUGAGCACCAGCCUGAGGCAUCUCGGAGCCUGCGGCGGGUGAGCUACCUCCUGCCCCCUUCUAGUCUGGCGGCUGUGUGUGUCAGCCCUUGGCUGACAGGGCCCUGGCCAAGGAAACACCUCCAGCAAGACAAGUUUCUAGACCACUAAGCAUGUAUGACCACAGCUCAGAUUCCACUUGAGUAUAAAUGGAGCCCAGCCAGAGGCCCAUUGGGAGUGCAGGCAGGGACACUGCCCUUAGGGUGGGACGUCACCAAGGAAAACUCUUCUAGGGUGCUUCGGAGAAUUGCUCAGAAGCCAGAACAAAGUUUGCAGGUUCAUACCCACACAGCAGCCAUGAAUAGCAUGUAAACGUCCCUCCUCCUCUUCCAAGAACACCAUUUCUCCUUUUGAGAUGGCUCUUGUCACCAAAGGUGCACACAACCACUGGUAGGUCCAGGCCAGAGAGAGUCUGUGUGCCUGAUGCGUGCCAAGAUUUUGGCAAUUUGCUCUAGACCACAUCAAAAGAGAGGAUUUAGAAGGAAGAUCCUGCCAACUUCAGCCAGAAAAAGAAAUUACCCUGUCAGCUCAAGAACAGACACAAAGAGAAGUUUUAAAGAUCCCUGAAUUGCAAAUCACACUCCAAGAAACUCUGAAUGGUUUCUGUUGGAACACGACGUCGCCCUUUGCCUGCUUCCUGAAAAUGGGGGAGGUAAAGUAAAAUUAGUUACCUGGUCUGGGGAGACAGGAAAAAGAAGAAUUUAAUUGCACCCUUUGCAUCUCUGCGUCUUUGUCAGGUUGCCCAUCAUUAAGUUGCUGCACAUCUGUAGCAGUUAUGGGUCUUUGUCAGGCUGCCCAUCAUUAAGUUGCUGCACAUCUGUAGCAGUUAUGGGUCUUUGUCAGGCUGCCCAUCAUUAAGUCCUGCACGUCUGUACAGGAAUGACCAACACUCUGGUUGGCGGGUGUGUGGAGCGCUGACUUGAUAAGCUUUAGCAAGGCAAAGCCGGGAUUAGAGCGCAGGGCCUGGCUGUCAGCAAAGCCCGGCUCUCGGCUGGACUAAGAAAUACACGUACUUACAUGCUCAGUGUGAGGAAUAUUCAGUAGCCACACCAAUAACUAUACACUGGAAACAGAGGCCGCACAGACACUAGGGUAUGGGGACAUCUCCUGCUCCUCGAGGACAGCAGACAGGUACUUGCUUCCCUUCUCGCGCUGACUGGAAUGUGCUUCAUUUUCAGUGGCAGGACACGGGGAGAUGGACCGAAAGCCCUGCGGAGGUGCAGCCAUUGGCCUCAAGGAAACUCAGCACAAACAGCUAAUUAAAAAAAGUGACUUCAUUGGUGUGUCCUGCAAGCCGGCCAAGCCGUAGCCAGAGGUGGAGAACAAACACACGUAUUUACAAAGGUGCUGGACCCCAGCAGUGAGCAUGCAGCCCUGCAGCCGCGGCGCAAGUGUCUGCUCAGCCCCCGAGAGCGCCGUGCAAUGCGCCCCUCGCAGGCUCCCAGCAGCACGUGCUGGUACGUCAGAGCUAUGGGCAUUUUUUCUUUUUCUCUUUUAUUUUCUUAAAUAAAUAAACUUUUCUGUGCUUCUCAAAGUUCCCUGACACUGCUGCUGCAGCCCAAAGCACAGCGAAACUCCAGCGACCUGCCAGGUCACUUACACACAGGUCACUGCAGGGGUGGCGAUCCUAGUCAAGCUCUGGAUCGGGGUUUUUUGACUGUUAAAUGAAUUUUAAAAUGAAGACAAUUCAUCUUUUAAAACCUUGGAACGAGUGCGUUUGAAAUCUGUUUACCUAUGCAUUUCACAACAGAAACAGCCUAUUUCUAAUACUUCCAAAAAUAUAUUAAACUAAUUACUUAAUCCGAGGACUGCAGUCAGAAAACCCGAGUUGGUUCCAGAGGUUUUACAGUCAUCAUCUUUCCCUUCUGCGAGGUCAAUGCUAUUGCCAAUCCUGACACACUAUGAGCCUGUAAAUCAUAUGCAACACUUGCCCCUCUCAGAUUAUUUGCUGGAUCCUGUCUGCCUCACGGGACCUCUAGAUUUGCUGAUGCAAAGAAAAAUAAAUACAGUAUUUAAUAACAUAAAAAGUAAGGCCUCUUAUCACAGCAGUUGUCUUACAAAGCCAGUGCUGACAACACUGUGUAUGCUGGGGCAUACACUGAGGAAAAAAAGAUGCUACCAUUUGCUUUUCCUAUUUUUCAUAUCUGUUCUCUUCCAGGAAGCUGUGGUGGUGUCUUUUUGCAAAGCAGAGACGCUGAAAUACUUACAGGUAAAGAAAAUAAAUAGGAAAAAAAAAUCAUCUAAUCGUGUAGUCUGUCAACAUAAGUAUUCAUAUUGUAUGUCCAGCAAACACGUGCCAUGAAAAAGUGCUUUCCUUUUAAAGGACGGCUGUCUGUUCUUUUGUGGGUAGGAGAAAAAUAAAAGCUAUACUAGAAACAGAAA